This is a messenger RNA of Prorocentrum cordatum, 577 nucleotides long. Lineage: Eukaryota; Dinophyceae; Prorocentrales; Prorocentraceae. The record is from the annotation of a GenBank genome assembly.
UUUCUCCGUCGGCUGCGGCGUGCCACCCGCAGCCAGCGUUAUGAGGGCGCGUGCCCCCGUGGAAGCCACUGUUACGCCUGGAGCAAAGAAAAAAAGGCUUCGAAAAUCUGCGCAGGUGGCAGGAGGAGACGACAACAGAGACGAGGUGGCGAUGUCCCAGGAGCCAGACGGGCUGUUCGUGAGGUCCGGGGCGUGCCCCAGGGACGCAGCUGCCUCAGGAGGGGCGGCGGCCCCGAAGACGGCAGGCGGAGCGCCUGCAGCGCGGCACGCGGCCGGUGACCCGUCGACGAGCGGCGCCGCGCAGCACAGAGCAGCUCCCCCAAAGAGGAGUCGGGAGACUCCCAGAGCGAACUGCAGCUGGGCCCUGCUCUGGCGGCGGGCACGAGGCUGUGGCGAGGCUGUGGCGCGGGGAGGGCGGCCCCCUGCUCUGGCGGCGGGCACGAGCCCCCCCCCCCCCCGUGCGCCAUCCCCCCGCCCGGUCGCCGAGCCCGAGCAUACGGCGCCCGCCCUCCGAGCGGGGGCGCCCGGCGACGGCGACGGGACCGGGGCAAAGGGCCCGAGCUGGCCGCCCCGUGCU